Molecule: messenger RNA, 2254 nt
Organism: Hippocampus comes (tiger tail seahorse)
Lineage: Eukaryota; Metazoa; Chordata; Actinopteri; Syngnathiformes; Syngnathidae
Product: zinc finger protein OZF-like
Exons: 2
Coding region: 300-1928 (542 amino acids)
Biological process (GO): negative regulation of transcription by RNA polymerase II; regulation of cytokine production; regulation of immune system process
Cellular component (GO): nucleoplasm
Molecular function (GO): RNA polymerase II cis-regulatory region sequence-specific DNA binding; DNA-binding transcription repressor activity, RNA polymerase II-specific
Source: RefSeq, a predicted model, not a curated record
GUGUGGUAGCCGUAGUUUACUGUCAAAACGGCCGUCCAGUCGCGCAUGCGCCUUGCCGCUUGUGUAGCCGUCGGCGAUUGCGUCUUGGACAAGCGUUUCACUAAAUAAUUAUUCCUGUAUUAGUACUGAACGCAGUAAAGCCUCGACACAGUUGCCUCAGUACGAUGAACUUGAGUGGGUGCACGUUGAAGUUGAACUGGCUGAGUCUGGUAGCCUCUAAAAAGGGGAAAAGAGAGGCGUGUUAGCGUCCCAUCGUUGAGAAGAGGUCGAUUGUAAAGUGUUGCGAUUGUGGAGUGAAAAUGUGUGCUAGAAAGACAGCAGAGUAUAAGGAAGGACUUUGUGGAACAAAGGUGGACAAGGAGCGACAACGUUACCUUUUCAAGUUGGAACCUCGAGUUGUCUUAGACAGAACAGACCUCCAACAAGAUGAUAUUGUUCCUGAGCAGCAGGAGCCGGAAUCGCUUCAAAUAAAAGAGGAGGAGGAGCCAGAGUCCAUCCAAAUUAAAAAGGAGGAGCCACAGUCCAUCCAAAUUAAAGAGGAGGAAGAGCCAGAGUCCAUCCAAGUUAAAAAGGAGAAGGAGCCAGAGUACUUCCAAAUUAAAAAGGAGGAGGAGCCAGAGUCCAUGGAAGUUAAAAAGGUGGAGGAGCCAGAGUCCAUCCAAAUUAAAGAGGAGGAGGAGCCAGAGCCUCCUCACAUAAAAGAACAGCAGGAGGAUGAAAUCAGUUUUCCAUUGCCUGAUGUCAUUAUGAAGAGUGAAGGUGAUGGAGACCACUGUGGAGGCUCGCAGUCAGACCUCUUCUUGGCUCCACUUUCAGAUGGCGACGACUUCGUGUCACACUCUUCUGACGACGUUGGCGAUAAAGAUGAACACUCGAAAGGUCCUUCGACAUGUCACAAUAACAACAAAUGCAUGAAAUGUUCUCAGUGUGACAAAGCUUUUUUCAACAUGUCAACCUUGAAAGUACACAUCAGCACACACACUGGAGAAAAGCCUUUUGGCUGCUUAGAUUGUGGUAAAAUAUUUUCUAGAAAGGGAGAUUUAAGAGAGCACACAAGAACCCACACUGGAGAAAAGCCUUUUGGCUGCUCAGUUUGUGAGAAAAGAUUUUCAAGAAAGGGGCGUUUAAAAGAUCACUUAAAAACACACACCGGAGUAAAACCUUUUGCCUGUUUAAUUUGUGGUAAAACAUUUGUUUCAAAGACACAUUUAAACAUGCACACGAUGACACACACUGGGGAAAAACCUUUUGUCUGCUCCGUUUGUGAGAAAAGCUUUUCGAGAAAGACACAUUUGAACAGACACACCAAAACGCACACUGGGGAAAAACCUUUUGCCUGCUCAGUUUGUGGGAAAAUGUUCUCUCGAAAGGGACAUUUAACAGAACACUUGAAAACACACACUGGAAUAAAACCUUUUGCCUGCUUAAUUUGUUUUAAAAGAUUCUCUUCUAAGACACAUUUAAGCAGCCACAGGAGAAGACACACUGGGGAAAAACCUUUUGCUUGCUCAGAUUGUGGUAAAACAUUCCCUGAAAAGAGGGAUUUAAGACAGCACACACGAACGCACAGUGGUGAGAAACUGUUUGCCUGCUCAGAUUGUGGUAAAAAAUUUUCUCGAAAGGGAAAUUUAACAGUUCACAUAAGAAAACACACUGAGAAAAAACCUUUUGCCUGCUUAGUUUGUGUUAAAAGAUUCUCUUCAAAGACAUAUUUAAGAAGCCACACAAGAAGACACACUGGAGAAAAACCUUUUGCCUGCUCAGAUUGUGGUGAACGAUUCCCUGAAAAGAGGUAUUUGAGGAAGCAUGCAGAAACGCACAGUGAUGGCAUGUGCAAACGGGUUUAUGAAGAAAAGUCUGAAGAAAUACGUGCAGGCAAUCCCCGAUUAUCCAAGCACCCAAGAUAUCCACUCUCAAAGGAACGGUAACCAUUUUGAAAAGUGCCCUUGGAUACAAUGCUAACAAUGGUUCCGGUGUACAGUAAUAACAAUUCACAUGAACCACACUGUGCAAAAACCUCUGGCCCGUUCAUAUUGUGGUAAAGGGUUUUUGGUUAAAGGACAAUUAAAAAAACACACACUGGGGAAAAAAAUGUCUGAUUAUUUAGAAAAAUUAAUUUCCCAAAUUUUGUCAUGUGCGUUAUAUUUCCUUUUAUUUCUGUCCCUUUUUGGUCUAUUUGUUUAUAAAUGCCUUUGAAUGUCAUACUUUUGAUUAACCUUGCGUAUGAAAUAAAGCCCGAAUGUAAAUGCGUUGA